Molecule: messenger RNA, 1410 nt
Organism: Diaporthe citri
Lineage: Eukaryota; Fungi; Ascomycota; Sordariomycetes; Diaporthales; Diaporthaceae
Exons: 3
Coding region: 1-1410 (469 amino acids)
Biological process (GO): amino acid transmembrane transport
Cellular component (GO): vacuolar membrane
Molecular function (GO): amino acid transmembrane transporter activity
Source: RefSeq, a predicted model, not a curated record
AUGUCUCGUAGCACAUCGGAAAAGGCCGACGGCAUCACGCCGGUCCCGGCCAGGAGCAGCGGGAGCAUCGACGCCGGAAAGCUCGAGGACGCCGAGGACGCCUUUGAAGUGUUCAAGAGAGGCGAGGGCACAGUGGACUUCCGCACAGUCGGCUGGGUCCAUGCCUCGGUCAUUUUCCUCAAAGUCAUCUUCGCCACCGGCGUCCUCUCAAUCCCUUCCGCCAUGUUCGUCCUGGGUGCCCUGCCCGGCGCCAUCAACGUGCUGGGCUGGCAGUUCCUAAACACAUACUGCGCCAUCAUCCAGGGCAACUUCCGCAACUCCCAUGCCGGCUGCCACUCCAUCGCCGACAUGGCCAGCGUCGUCGGUGGCGUCUGGCUGAAGGAGAUCGUGGGGGUCUUGUUCCUUGUUACCUAUGCCAUCGUCGGCGCCUCAGGGAUCUUCGGCACGUCCGUUGCUUUCAACGCGCUAUCGAACCAUGCCAUCUGCACUAAUUACUUCAUGCUGGUGGCAACCGUGACCGUCUUCAUCCUCGCCAGUGCCCGCAAGUUCGAGAAGAUUGCGUGGCUGACAUGGGCUGGCUUCCUGUCGGUAUACGUCGCUGUAUUUAUUGUCGUAGUCGCAGUCACGCAAGUAGACCGGCCCGCCGCCGCCCCGAAGACGGGCGACUUCGAGCUCGGGUACCACGCCAUCGGCGACCCGACCUUCGUCACCGGCAUCACCUCCGUCGCCACCAUCUUCUGCUCCGGCGCCGGCACGUCGGCGUUCCUCCCCGUCAUCUCCGAGAUGAAGAAGCCCAGGGACUACAACAAGGCCGUCUACCUCUGCAUGGGGAUCGUGACGGCCUCCUACCUGACCUUCUCCCUGGUCGUCUACCGCUACUGCGGCCAGUGGGUGGCCUCGCCUUCCCUCGGCAGCGCGGGCGAGACUGUCAAGAAGGUUGCUUAUGGUAUUGGCCUGGCUGGACUCAUGGUCAGCGCGUGCCUUUAUAUCCAUGUCGCUGCCAAGUAUAUCUUUGUGCGAAUCCUCCGCGACUCUGUCCACCUACAAAAGAACUCGGUCGUACAUUGGUCUGUGUGGCUGGCUUGCACCUUCGGGAUGGCGGUCAUCUCGUUCCUCCUGGCCUCUGGUAUCCCCAUCUUCAACUACCUGCUCGCUCUCGCAGGGAGCUUGACAUUCGCUCCUUUGGCCCUGGGGUUGCCAGGCUAUCUGUGGGUGUACGACCACCAACACUAUGGCCAAGGAAACUGGUGGCAGGUUAUGGUCUACUGGCUGAACUGGCUUAUGAUCCUUCUUGCCGUUUUCUUGACGAUCGGUGGCACUUAUGGUGUGAUACAGAACAUCAUCGAUGCUUACGCCCAGGGCUUGAUCGGUGGCGCUUUCUCUUGUGCAGACAACAGUGGUUCGUCCUAG